AUGACCUCCCUUCAUCGCCUGUAUCUCACGGCUCAUGAAAAUGAAGACGACGACACGCAUUCCUCCACUCUCCGGCUGGGCUCGGCUCUAUUGAGCCUCCCCUCGCUCCACCAUGUCGAUCUGACAGGCGUCGGGUCACUCAUCCGACUUCUCAAACAAACGACCGCACCGCUCUCCCACCUCUCUAUCGAUUACCUCCCCCAGUCGAUCUUUCCCAUUUACAACCUCCCAUUUUUCACUCCAGCUUCGGCGCAAUCUCUCACGGAACUGAGUUUGACACACUUUCCCCAGCGUAUCGGCCUGACUACGGGCCUCCAGUUCCUCAACGUACAGACACUCAGGCUCCGCAUUUACAAAAACGACUAUAUUCACCUCGCGUUCUACGCACAGACGUUCCCCAACAUCCGCAGGCUCUUCUUCCGGAAAGAACUCAUCCCCAGCUAUCUACGCUAUGAGCGGGCGGAGAACGCCUCAGUACGCGACUGGGUGCGCAUCGACGAGGUCCACGUCUCCCCCUACGACGCGUGCCAGCUCGGGCUGUGCGCACAAGUCGGGAAGCUCGUACUGUCCGUAUCGGGUCCCUCUGCGACGGAGUCGUGGAUAGGAAUGCACUUUAUCGGGAACGUGCUUGCGAGGGCUCGCCCGAGGAGCGUGGAAAUGCACAUCAUCCACGAGAACAACGCAACAAAGAGCGAGCUCCGCGCAGCUUUCGGCUCGCCCGGGGAAUGGGAGAGUGUGAGCGACCUUCAUCUCCACCUUGAGUUCGAGAUGGGGGUGGAUGCAGCCCUCUCUUCCGUGGACAAUCUCGUCGACACUGUGUCUCGCCUCCAAAUCGCUGUAUUUGAUCUUCAAAUCGGGACCACCUCAGCUUUCGCCCGAACCUGCAAAGCACUCCACCCCCACGGCAUCCGCCUACUUCUCGACUGGAACGAAGAUGGCAUUCUCAUCAGCACCAUCCCCUCCAUCCAAUCAUUUGUCGCGUUUCUCGGAACAGACUCUGUCCGUCGCUGUGGUCUCGUCAAGAAUCUCAGAAUCUCGAUGCCCGUUUUCGUGAGCACUCCGGAAGCCUUGCUCGAGGCUCUCGCCGCCCUGGCGUCCGAUAUGACCACUCUAGAGCGCCUCACCCUCGUCGUCUCCGGAUUUGCGAGGGACCCUCCAUCCCAUCCCCCCAUAAUCCAGCUUUGUCGAUCGCUCCUGAUCCUGCCCACCCUCAAACACCUCACCCUUGUGGCCUGUCCGCCUCAAUUUCGUAUUCUCAAGCACAUGACCGCUCAGCUAUCGACCCUUGUCCUGCUCCCCAUGGGCUCCUUUCUCGACCCCACUCACACCUAUCGCCUCGCGCAGAUCGCUCCCGCGUCCGCGACCACCCUCACCUCGCUCACACUCAAGCACAUUCCUCUCUCCAUCGACCCGCAGACAGACGUCCCUUUCACGCGCCUCACCACCCUCACCGUCACACUAAAUGUCCCGCCCUCGCGUCGUGCCCCACCACUCUACGCGCACGCCUUCCCGGCCCUCCGGAUCCUCACGCUCUUCUGGUACCGACCCAGCCAAGAUCUGGGAACGGUGCGCGUGUCCCUCUACGACGCGUAUCGGCUGGGGCUGCGGGCGCGCACGGGCGGCUCGUCCUGCGCGUGCCGGGACCGCACGACGGCGACGUGUCAGCUCGUCGUCGAGCGAGAGGCGUGCGCGAAUGGGGACGCGCUCCGGGAGGCGUUCGCGGAGGCAGGGCAUUGGUCGAGCGUCAGGGAGCUCUCGCUCAAGCUGAACUUCCACAUGACGCUCGAGUGGGCGAAAAACUUGACGGACGUGCUGCUGGCUGUUCCGCUAGCUACGCUCAAGUUGGAGAUUUGGUCGGUUCUGGUUGAGGUCGAGGACCAAAUCGAAGAGGUUUUCAAUCAGCUAUCGCCUGAGCACGUCGGGAAGCGGAUCAUCGAGUCCCAUGAAGAUCUGAAGCAUAUAGACGUGACCGUCGGCGUCGCUGUACUUUCGACAAACGAGGAUGAGGGAGAGAAGUGGGACAUAGUGACAAGGGAGUACACGAACGUGCGGAAUAUCCUGGAGGUGAGAAGCCUGGAGCAGAACUUUGCAAUAUUCUAUCUCACGAGUCUUGCUGUCGGGUACUAG
This is a messenger RNA of Epithele typhae, 2127 nucleotides long. RefSeq lists its product as uncharacterized. Bases 1 to 2127 code for a protein of 708 amino acids. NCBI's taxonomy places the organism in Eukaryota, Fungi, Basidiomycota, Agaricomycetes, Polyporales, Epitheliaceae. The transcript is spliced from 6 exons. The record is from RefSeq and is a predicted model, not a curated record.